Chilo suppressalis (striped riceborer) is the source of this 1807-nucleotide messenger RNA. The record is from the annotation of a GenBank genome assembly. NCBI's taxonomy places the organism in Eukaryota, Metazoa, Arthropoda, Insecta, Lepidoptera, Crambidae.
AUCUGUGAGGUACGUCCUCUACUCUACGAGCGCCGACACGGCUACGACGCUGCUACGCCUGCUACGACAACUACGCUUUGUAGCACACGACUGCACAGAGUAUUCCCAGUACGUACAUAGAUCGUAUCGAACUUUGGAGCGGUGCACGAGCGGCAGAAAAGCCGAUUUAAUUCCGACGGGUUCCACACUAGGUAUUUGAAAUAAUUGCGUUUUUUUCUCGUUUCUUCUUUUUUUAACUUUUUGCGCUAUAACUCUUAAAAUGCCAAAUCUGGCGCGCUCUCCACCACUGAAUAAAUCUCUAAGUAUGACAGAUUUGGAUACUGAAAAAGUUGGAGAUAAACCAACAUGCUCUUCAGGCGAAAGCGUGCAUAACAUCCAACGUGAAAAAAAGCGGCGCCGAGUUACUGAUGAUGUAGUAAGCCCAAAAAGUUCUGAACCAUUAGACAUACGGACCAUCAUUCGCGAGGAACUAAGUGAAAUAUUAAAAACCCUGCAAAUUCAGCAAAAUUUGCGUAUGGAUGCAAUCGAAAAACACAUUUCAGAAAUUAAAAUCCAAAACGAUACGAACCUCAAGAAAAAUAUCGAUAUUGAGAAGUCGAUAGAAUUUGUUGCUGCCAAAAUGGAGGAAGUUCAACACACUAUAAACUGUCUGGAGAAGGACCGCAAUGAUAUCUCUGCACAGAUAACAACAAUUGAAACGAAAUGCGAUACGUUGGAUAGACUGGCACGAAAGACUAGUAUACAAAUAAGAAAUGUUCCAAGACAAAAGGCUGAAUCUAAAGAAAAACUAUUCGAAAUGAUAAACAAAUUAUCAACCUCUCUGGGAAUCAAUAUGGGAACUUCGGACGUUCGUGACAUCUAUCGUUUGCCAAGUAAACCAGAUCAAGUGAACACAACUAUAGUAGCUGAGUUUUCGUCUACACUUACAAGGAGUUACUUUUUGAGUGCUGCUAAAGACUUUAAGUCCUCUUCAAUAAAAUUCAAGACUGAGCAACUUAAUUCAACACACCUAGGCAUAGAAGCACCUAAAUCGGAAAUAUACCUAUCAGAGCACCUAACCCCAAUCUGUUCUCGCUUGUUCUACCUCGCCCGAGAGUUCCGCAAAACUAUGGGAUAUGAUUAUUGUUGGACCUCAAACGGGCUAGUGUAUCUACGGAAAAAACAGGGAGAACCCUACAUAUUGAUUAAAAACGAAGCUCAAUUACAGAUUCUAGGAAAUAAGUGACUAGUUAAGAUCUUUUACUAUAUUAAAAUUAUAUUAACCUAUAUCAAAGCCAUACAGGAAUCUCCCAGGCCUAUUGUUAGAUCUGAUCGUCAAAAAAUAAAUUGCCAUUUUAACUUUAUAUUAUUUAAACACACAAUAUUCAUUCGUAAAUAUCAGCAGUCACCGCCAAUUUCACAAUACUGUCCAAAAUCGAUAUCAAUUACAUAUAAACUUCAAUGCCUCUAUAAUAAACUUAUUGCUCAAAUUACUACAUACUUGAAAUUAUUACUCUUGAACAUUAUUUGGUACCUGCAUUUCACUGAGACUAAACUCACAAUAAUAACUAAAUAUGGAUAGCGAAAAUCUUUUUGAAGAAAUCGAAAAAUCAUGUACUCCUGAUUGUAAACUCAUUGAAAAUCCCAGCGGCGACCUUGUAAACCAGUUAAUAAACAAUAAAAAUCAAUUCAAUAUUAUAUCUUUUAACAUAAGAAGUGUUAACAAAAAUCUUGACAACUUUUUAAUAUUCUUAACAAAGUUAAAAACUAAAAUACAUAUUAUUGUUUUAUCUGAGUGCUGGUGUGAUGAAAGUUCGGUCCCCCCAUU